Molecule: messenger RNA, 1245 nt
Organism: Daldinia childiae
Lineage: Eukaryota; Fungi; Ascomycota; Sordariomycetes; Xylariales; Hypoxylaceae
Exons: 2
Coding region: 1-1245 (414 amino acids)
Biological process (GO): regulation of lipid storage
Cellular component (GO): endoplasmic reticulum
Source: RefSeq, a predicted model, not a curated record
AUGGGGAUCAUACCCAUCCCAUUCCAUCUACUCGGAACACGAGCGGGAAUCUUCCGGGGUGUGCUCUUGACAGCUACCGCGGCUACCGCGAUAUAUCUAUCAGCCGGACUCGUUCUACAGUCUAAAGGGGUCAAGAAACAGCCUAUUACGCCAUCUCCCCGGACAAGAACUCUCCCGACACUCUCAGAGGAGGAUACUUUAACCCUCCCAUAUCCGCCCGACGCCCUUCCUGGAGGGAGAGAUGUAGAGACUCCAUACGGUUCAAUACGGGUCUAUGAGUGGGGUCCCGAAGAUGGGGAAAAGGUCCUUCUUGUUCACGGCAUUAGUACGCCCACAAUAUCGUUAGGAGAUCUUGGGCAUGAAUUUGUUGGUAAAGGGUGCCGUGUUAUGCUCUUCGAUCUCUUUGGUCGCGGAUAUUCGGACGCGCCUAGUGACCUCGCUUACGAUGAGCGACUUUACGUGGCGCAGUUUCUAUUGGUCCUAGCAUCAUCCAAGCUACCCUGGACAACGUUCAACCUUGUAGGAUACUCUCUCGGUGGAGGCCUUUGUGUCUUAUUCACAAGAUAUUUCCCGCAUUUAAUUAGCUCGCUCACAUUGGUAGCCAGCUGUGGUCUGAUUCGGCCAUAUCAUGUUGGUUGGAAGAGCCGGUUGCUCUAUAACUCAGGAUUCCUCCCGGAGUUCCUAGUGAAAAUACUAGUUCGAAGGAGGAUACGGCCGAAGGCUGAGCAGCCGCCCGGUGCUAUAGGUGGCGCCGAUAUCGCGUCUGCCGAAACUGAAAAGCACUUACCGAAUGGAGAUAGCGAUGCUAAUGGUGGCGCCGGAUUUAACAGUACGUCCAUCUCUAAAUUUCGGCCGAAAGUCACUGUGUCAUCGGUCGUGGGAUGGCAGGUUGAUCAUCACGACGGGUUCGUUACCGCAUUCCUCAGCACAAUUCGGAACGCCCCUAUUUAUGCCCCCCAGCAAGACUGGGUGGCCUUACAUAAGAUUCUUAAGUCCAGGAGACGAUCCGAGCAUGACAAAGAAGCCGGCCCUGUUUCGGGACUCCGUGCCGGGAAAAUUCUAAUGAUACUCGGGGAGGAUGACCCUGUUGUCGUCAAGGACGAGACGAUAGAAGAUGCCCAAAAUAUGCUCGGAUAUGAUGGAGUGGAAAUUGCUGUUUUACCUGGAGGCCAUGAGAUACAUAUCUCGGCUAGUUCCCGUAUUGCAACUACGGUAGAAGCCUUUUGGCGUAAACAGUUGGCUUGA